Molecule: messenger RNA, 2139 nt
Organism: Geodia barretti
Lineage: Eukaryota; Metazoa; Porifera; Demospongiae; Tetractinellida; Geodiidae
Source: the annotation of a GenBank genome assembly
AUGGCAGGAAGAGAGGAAUUAGUUGCCAGGAGAGAAGAAGAAGAAGAAGCCAGCUACACGGAGACCUGGGCCUCAGAUCACAGCUCCCUCGUGGCCGGCAAUCUCUCCUCUUCCGAGAGGAAACUGGAUGAUCAACCAGCUGAGUAUCAGUUGCAGAGAGGGAGGGAGGGAGAACUGGAGGAAGCAAGUGAAGGACCUGCAAUAAAGGUAAAAGAAGCUACAGUGAAUGAAGGAGAAACUAACUCAACAGGAGGAACUGAGGGAGUCGGAAGCGUUGGCAUGGAUUUUGCCAUUGGACAACGAGUCCUGAUUGGAGGAGCGGAGCCUGGAACUGUCCGUUUCAUUGGCUCCACCCACUUUACAGCGGGGGUGUGGAUUGGAGUUGAACUGGACGCAGAGAAAGGGAAAAACGACGGAUCGAUUGACGACGAACGCUACUUCAACUGCCCUGCUGGACACGGGGUCUUUGCACCAGUCAGUAAAGUCUCACUCUUAGAAGAAGAAGAAGAAGAAGGAAAAGAGGGAGUGGAAGGGGAGGAGAGAGGUGGCUCAGAGGAGAGCUCAGUUCCAGAGGAGGUGGCUGAGGAUGAAUUUAGCGAGGGAUCAGGGGACGCAGCCAUGUCGGAGGAAGAGGAACCAGAGAUUACACUCUCUCCUAGACCACAGGAGACUCAGGGGAACGAGGGAGAGGGAGGGGGCGCCACCCUUCUCUCGGAAGGCACCCACCCUGGUCCAGGGAAGAUGGCUGAGGUGGAGGGAAGCCGAGAUUUAGAGCCGUCUUCCCCAGCAGUCCCUCCUCCGCUCACCCUCCCCCAGGAAGAUGUACCCACUGCCCCGCACCUGGCAGCUCCUCCACCGGACAUCGCCAGAGAGGCUCCGAAACAGACUGCCGAACCGCAGACUGCUCACCUCAACACCAGCGUGGACCAUCUGACAUCUGACCUCGUCCAGGAGCUGGCGAAUGAAGCAUUUCAGACAAUGCACCGGAUCUGGCGACACCGUUCUCCCUCCUCCCCCACCUCCCCCAGACCCAACCACGUAUUGGAGACACCUGUGGGUCCGCGGAGAAACAACCAUCACCUCCGACGCGACUUGGAGCCCGCUGAGAGAGAAGAUGUGAUGAGGAGUCUAGAACGGAGGAAGAGGGAGAAGCCGGAGCUCACGCUGAAGGCCGACAAGAUCUCAGACCAGCUACUGGCUCUGCUGCUCAAGUCGGAGACCGACUUGGUGUGUGCUCUUCGUUCCUCCAAGUCCUCCCCAGAGCCACCCUCGUCUCCUCACAGACACGGAUCUCCAGCUCUCUUCUCGCCUCCAUCCCUACCCACCAUACAAGAGACUGUCUCCCCACCGCCCUCUCCUCCUCUCAUGUGCCUCUCUCACCAGUCUCCUCCUGGACCAACAGGACUUCACCUCAGCCCACUGCAUGGUCCCCAGUGCCACACACCACAUCGAUACCAUCGUCCAACACACUUGUUCGCUCUGGAACGACCUCCGUGGCUCCUGCAGUGAACCCGCCCUCUCUCCGCCCGACUGUCCCGCCCACAUUAUCUCCCUAUUCUCCGAUCUCAGCUCCAGCGAGGAACACUGCCACGAGGCUUAUGUCAGACUUGUCUACGACACUACACUCCAGGUCCUCCGAGACUCCGCCCCUCGCGACCCCGACGUCUCGGUCUGGACCAGAUUCUCCCCCGCCCUCAACUCGCACCUGGUGGCCGCCCGCACACAACGCCAGGCGGAGUUUGAUCUUGACAGAGUCCAGAGGAGAGUGAGGGGGAGGUUGGUACGAGGCCAGCUCCCCUGUCCCCCUCCCCUCGGCAAAGUUCCUUCACGGUAUGCGGCGAGUCGGUGGGAAAGAUGUUGAUUUCAUCGACUCGGUCCUCAUCAGGGAGCUGAGGAGAGAGGAGGCGAGCUGGGUGGACUACCACAGAGACGAGACUGCAGUGAAACUGAGGGUAGCAGACGGACUCCUUGACUCUCUCCUGACAGAAGCCGUCCACCUCGUUGCUGACAUCGCCGAGAGGAAGACACAGAAACAGUCUUAGACUCUCCCUCCGUUCCUUACUUCCUCCUCAAUGUAUAUACUCCUCCACCUUUGUACACACCUCUUUUCAUAUUUGAUACGUGUUAUUUAGUUUUAUC